Molecule: messenger RNA, 777 nt
Organism: Aureobasidium melanogenum CBS 110374
Lineage: Eukaryota; Fungi; Ascomycota; Dothideomycetes; Dothideales; Saccotheciaceae
Exons: 2
Coding region: 1-777 (258 amino acids)
Biological process (GO): protein phosphorylation
Molecular function (GO): protein kinase activity; ATP binding
Source: RefSeq, a predicted model, not a curated record
AUGGUCAGCAUCUUGGAUACGACUUCACCUUCGAUUCAGCAGCAAACCUGUUCCUGCAAAGGCGAAUCAAUCUUGGGUCAAUGUCACUUCUUGUCACCACCCAACCGGGCGGACGAGCAUGGUCACUACAAAUGUAUGGUCGAACAUGCAGGAAAAGUCUAUACAAUCACAUGGCGCGGAUCGAUGAAUUAUCCUGAUGUUAUUGACUUUCUAAAUGAUGUGGAGUACAAAUGUAAAGAGAUUGUCUUCCAGCCUGCGAAACAGGAAGUUUGGUCUUCCUCGAAGCUUGUCAACUUUGGCGCCGACGCUGUCCUGAGAUGCUCACACAAAGGCCCAUAUCCGAUCAUCAAGCUUGCCCAUCCUGGGGACGAGUCUCGUCUGCGCAUUCAGCAUGAGUUCGAAAUCAUGAAAGCUAUGGCCUCCGUCGAACCAGCACUGCCAGUACCCAAGAUAGACCAACAUCUGCUGUCAGACGAGCAGGGCAUCUUUGGCUACCGAUUACGACUUUUGAAUAAGCUUGAACAGGACGAACUAGGACGACGUUUGUCAGACGUUAAGGACGCUAUAGAAUGCUUGCACAGGGCUGGAUUCUCGCAUGGUGAUUUGAACCCGAGUAAUGUCAUGAAGGACGACCAAGGCAAUAUAGUGCUCAUUGACUUUGGUUGUGCAGGAGAGAUUGGCAAGGAAUCUUCUAAGUCCGUGCCAACAUGGGUCUACCCAGGUCUGUUGGUCACUACAGACACGGACUGGAAAUCACUCGAACGAUUUACAAUUUGA